Pieris brassicae (large cabbage white) is the source of this 2471-nucleotide messenger RNA. RefSeq lists its product as uncharacterized. The record is from RefSeq and is a predicted model, not a curated record. Lineage: Eukaryota; Metazoa; Arthropoda; Insecta; Lepidoptera; Pieridae. The coding region runs from base 171 to 1034 and encodes 287 amino acids. Gene Ontology annotation, cellular component: membrane. Gene Ontology annotation, biological process: regulation of cell differentiation. The transcript is spliced from 9 exons.
UGACGUUUACACGUCGAAUCGAACCUUUCCAUUUUUCUCACAUGUGACUUUAACUUGUGUUGUGACUGUGAGUUAACAGUUACUGAAGUAUAGAGGGUUUUAGUGAGGAUACGUGCUUCAUUGAAGAAUCAACAAUCUAGAUUAAACGCAGAGGGAGUUCCGGCUACAUUAUGUUUUCCUUGUGCCGCCGCUACACAGAUGAAUACGAACAUAGCGGAACACAAAUCAAAGGAGGGUACAUGCUACGAUAUAAACGAAAGUACUUCUGGAACUCGUGGUCCGAAGAAUGGGUAGUUCUAUAUGAUGAUUCAACUAUGGCCUGGUUUAAGGAUGCAAGAGGAAAAUGCAUGCCAACACAAAAGCACCUUGUAAAGGAAAGUCCGGAAAUGCUCGCAAUUGCAACCUGGACGGGCCAAGUGCCGCAAAGACCACCGCUGCCUUCAGGAGCAAAAUUAUCACAGCUCAUGGCUUUGGGGUCUGGAAAAGACCCCGACCGGGUUAUAUGGAUGCUUACUAAGUCAGAUGCCGAAACGAGAGAAUGGAUGGCUGCAAUAUCAGAGACCUUGCCUCCGCCGCCUCACAUCGAGCUAGUGAUGUCCAUGCCACACCUUCGUACUGCCUUCAAGAGACCGACUGUUCGAGUGAGGCCAACACCGGAGUUGUACAGUGGUAAUGGUGGCAAUGCGUUUGGAGCUCUUGACGGUCGUGGACUAGUUGCGGUCAUCAAGCGACAGGUGCCAUUGGCUGGGCAGUUGAAUAACGAGCUCGCCUGGGGCCAGGGAUGGGGUUGGGUCACGUUGCCCAAUGGUGUAUGGAGUGGAAGAUUGACUUGGUCCCAGGACGGUGAGGAUUUUGCUCUUCACGCGAUGCCCAUUAUGCACUACUCCAACGUCUCAGAAGCUUGCUCCAUGCUGGACGGAGUGACAGCUUACGAGGCCUCAGCGUAUGAUCAAGCACUUGCUGAAUACGAUGACAGUGCUACUGUCUCUGAUGAUUGGGAUUUCAACGUUGAUUGCGGAGAUUUUAUGAUGUAAAGGAAAUAUAUAAUGAUUUUAGGUUCAAACAAAACCCUAUUUGUUCGGUCUUAAAGGUUGCAGUGUAAAGAGCGAUGAGUUCUACCUUAACUGAAUGUGGAAUGUAUUAAGAAUUUUUUUUUUGUAUCCGAAAAUUAUGACGUAAAACUAAUGAUUUUGUGAAGUUAGAUAAUUUUUUGGUAUGUUCGACUUAAGGUAAAAUGAAAACUUUUUUUUUUCAUAUUUGACACAUGAUACAUAAGUUUAAAUUCAUAUUUUUUUUCGUAAUUGCUCAAUGUGCUGAUCAGAAAACUUGAAACUGAUGUGCCAAUUAUUAAAAGAAAUCUAUGACGAAAUUGUGGAAGCGUCUUAUGACUUUUGUACCUUUUAGGGUAAUAAACACGAGUGAAUAUUAAUGACACAAUAUUGAUUGAUUUUUCAAUACUAGUUGCAUGCUCUAUAGUUACGGUGUCAUAGAUAUGUGUUUAGACGAUAGUUUACUUUACUCUACAGCCUACAAUAGGCAAACUUAGAAUAGCAUAGAACUCCGAGCACUAUAGUCUCCUAUUUAAGCAUAUUUUAUACCAUUUAUAUUGCCAUAUGUUUUUAACUAUCUUCCUUUUUAUACAAUUUGUAAUGUGUAACUAUUAUUUGGUGUUCAGCAAAUUUCUCUGAACUUUUUGGAUUUUUUAUAAGCCACGUAACCAGGGUAAGAAAUCUUAUAAUCCCGAUGAAUUUAAAUAUUCAAAUGUAACAAAAGAUAAAUUGCAUUGUAUCCGUAUUUUUUUAUUUUUAUAGAAUAGGUGACAUGCUUGAUCCCCGUAUACACCAUUUAAAACAGUAGUAAAAAAAUAUUUUACAUGUAAGUAAAAAUCGGUGUUAGGAUGUAGUAUAUAUGUGGUAGUUAUUUAUUAACUCCAUAACCCAUGAGGUCUUCAAAAAAUUCUACAAAAUUGUGACCUAAAAUACUGGAUAAUAAACCUAGUUCGGUUUAGGCCUUAAAACUAGGACCAACAAAUACACGGAAUUGUUAGGCCUUUAUCCAAUUUUUAAGAUAGGUGUGUAGUUAGUAUUAUUGAAAGGAAUAAAUAAUAUCUAGUGGCUAAAAUGUUCCGACCUACCCAAAGACUGCCUUUCGUAUGUGACCUGUAUCCUGCAUAACGUGUAGCACCUGCGUGAAUCCUCCUCCUCCUCCUGCGAAUUCUUAUAUUGCAGAAUUAUUCUAUCAAAAAUAAAUAAAAAAUCUGGCUAAUAAACAUAGUUGUCUAAUUCGUUUAACCAAUUUUUAUGCCUUAAUUUUGUUUUUAUUUAAUUUUAUUGUCAAGUAUAUUAAAAAAGGCGUAAAUAAUUAUAAUUUAUAAUUCUGCAAUGUAAUUUUAUGUAAAUUUUAUAGCAAAUAAUCGUUUUUAAAUUUUGUGUAAUGAUAAUCUGUGUAUUGUAUCCAAAUGGUAUUACAAA